AAUUGAUAAAUAAAAAGAUAAUGUUUAUGACUGUCGAUGCUACAAAGGUCCUGACACUUAAACAGUAACAUUUCAUUUAGAAUGAAGUUGGAAAUAGUUAAGUAGAAGAUUGCUCGGACAAAAUAUUCCACGGGAGAAUAAGAGAAAACAGUCCUAAGUGAACAUAAACGAUGCCAUCAAGGCAUCAUCUAUAGAAAGAGCGGGAAGUUUGCGACACAUUUGAUGAGUAACUUCUUUAAACACUAGCCUUUUCUAUAUAUUUUCAAACCUCGGAUUAAUAAACACAAUGCGGAUGGCAAAAUAAAUUGAUUAAAAAAAAGUUUCACAGGAUUCAAAGAGAAAUAUAAACCAGGAUGAAAUUGAAAGUUAUUUGUUACAGUGUCAGUAUUACGAUUGAGCCAAAUGUAACAAAUCACCAGUCAGAAAGGAGGCCUUUAAGACGUUUACUAUGGUUGUGUUUUUGUCUCUGUCUCCUGUGCAGCUUCAGUCCACUGGUAUUUUACAAAGAUUCCUUCUCGGCAAACGAUAAAUUCAUGAUACAAGUUCAUCACCAACACAAUUCAAGCUUCAAACACAAUACAAGCAUUGAGUGUCAGAACUCUCGAAAGACAGCGGCGGAGGAUGUUCUUUGUAUGAAGAAGAAAGAAUUUUUAAUGAACUUCAAAAACCCGUGCUGGUUUGAAGAAGAAGCAGGAGGCCUGAUCUCCUCCCAGAGUGAGGGUGUCUUGCAAUGUCUUCCAUAUUUCUACUUAUUCGGCGUGUGUAAAACCGGAACGACAGAUCUAUUCUUCCGGUUGACCCAGCAUCCACAGAUUUUGGAAAACUUUGGAGACUUGCACAAAGAAACCACAUUCUGGUCAUGGGGCCGUUACGGAAAAAAUGGUCACUCUGGACAUGCAUAUGUAAAGGAAACACUUUACAACUUCACUCAAUUUUUUAAUGCCGAGAAAAUCGGAGAAACCAACAUCUUACUUGAAGAUAUGACAGAAUAUUCCAAUAAGAUAACAGGGCACGCUGAUCCCAUGGAUUUUUGGGAUCACAGCGAUUGGCGGGAAAUUCCACAGAAUGACCCGACAGCAGCCGUUCCUACGUUUAUCACACCACAUCUAGUCAAACACGUCCAACCAAACGUUAAACUGAUAUUGAUGCUCAGACAACCAGCAGAGAGAUUGUACAGUCAUUAUUACCACGGCAAAUACGGGAACACCACUGAACAGUUCCAUCAGGACGUCGUCAAGGAAAUUAACAGCCUCAAAAACUGUACUGAAAAAUACAGCUAUAGGGCAUGUUUAUAUGGACAGAACAUGACUCAAAGCCCACACAUUCCAAUCACGGCAAGUUUAUAUUACCUUCAUCUUCAAGAAUGGCUCGAAGUGUUUCCAUUGAAGCAGAUUCUCAUCUUCAGGCAUGAAGAUUAUGUAAAGGACAUGAAAUACAUCCUUAAAGGCUUGUUUCGGUUUUUAGGAGUAGAUACCGUUCCUAAAAAGGUUUUCAACUCCAUCUUAACUUCAAAAAGAAAGUAUAUCACGCCAAAUAAGCUCAGAAAAGGAUCAAUGCUUAAAGAAACAUGGGACAUUCUAAACGGUUUUUUCAAGGACUGGAAUAAAAAACUUGCGUCGCUGCUGAAUGAUGAGAGAUAUUUGUGGAGAGACGUGCCUUACAAGCUUAAGCAUCCAAUGAAUGAAACAGAAGUGAAAAGAAUAAAAAAUUAUACAGAUGUUUGAAAUAUGAACAUGAUUCUAUAAAAGGAAAGUUUAAAUUAAAUGGAGGUGAUGAUCACGAUACUCAAAUCAAGCCAAAAGUUCAACAUUGAAUGAAUUACUUGAGAACACAUCCACAAAAAGAAAAUUGAAAAGGUCGCUAAUGCAACAAAGUGGCAAACAGCCUCAGAUUCCAGACAGGCUAAGAGACUACAAAUCCCAAACUAGCACCUCAACACAUAAAGAUGCUCUCAGUUAGAAGAAGUCUUUAAUGAAAGAAGGAAAUGGAGUCGGUGAAAGGGUGAAAGCCAACGCAAAAUUUUUAUUUAAAUGCAGAGGAGAAAUCUUUGUAACUCUUUUUUAUAAAUGAGUUGAUUUUGCAAACACAGGCUGAAUUUUCCUUGCACAGUGAAUUUUAUGAAGUGGAGAAAAAUACUGGGGCCCAAAAAGAGGUUCAAAGUUUAACAUAGAAAUAUAUAUAAUGAAAAAUGUUUAAAGAACUAAAAAGCUACAGUUUGUGAAAUUACUAAACAAGCAUCCUAAGAUAGAAUUAAUUCAAAAUUGAU
Molecule: messenger RNA, 2266 nt
Organism: Magallana angulata
Lineage: Eukaryota; Metazoa; Mollusca; Bivalvia; Ostreida; Ostreidae
Product: carbohydrate sulfotransferase 15-like
Exons: 11
Coding region: 354-1724 (456 amino acids)
Biological process (GO): hexose biosynthetic process
Molecular function (GO): N-acetylgalactosamine 4-sulfate 6-O-sulfotransferase activity
Source: RefSeq, a predicted model, not a curated record